Messenger RNA from Copidosoma floridanum, 1463 nucleotides. RefSeq lists its product as uncharacterized. NCBI's taxonomy places the organism in Eukaryota, Metazoa, Arthropoda, Insecta, Hymenoptera, Encyrtidae. The record is from RefSeq and is a predicted model, not a curated record.
UGUCACUCGAGAGAAAUGCAUCAUCGGCGCUCGCACCGUUGGCUGCAGCAUCCGCCAUGGGACAUACAGCCGAUUUGAAGGGGCGCCGAGCCACAGUCACGGGAGCUUUCGCUCACGUACUGCUCGUUGCAUUUUCAGGGCUCAUUAGCCUAAUACUGGUAAUGCUGCCCUCAAUAACGACGGUCGAGAGCGCACCCUUGGUGUCGUCGCUCCAAAGGAGAAGUUACCGAUCCCCGCCCAAGUGGUUGAACCCGUGCGGCUUCGCGGCCGAGGAGUUUGAGGGCGAGAUCGAGGUGGUACAGCUCAACGACGUUACCCUACUCAGCAACGUCAUCAUGCAAGCCAAGAACGCCCUCAGCUACGCACGAAGCUUUCGGGAAACUUACGUCAAGCGUACGUUCAACACCGACCUCGCGGACCUGCACGCGACGUGGAAAGACAACCACUACGGCUGGCUGCCCGGGCCGAAGCAGAUACCGAAGCAGCUUGGCGAACAUCUCGAUCCGGAGUUUCGCGACAAGCUGGAAAUUCGGAUGAUUGACACGGCACUUUUGGAUGCGUACGAAUACAUGCAGAGGUACGCCGUGGGCCUCGAGCAGAUAGCUUGGGACCAAGAGGACCACCACCACGAGUUCUGGAAACAGUUCAAGAACACGGAAUACAAUCUCCGAUCGGUGCUGUGCGAGCUGCAGAUGGCCCUGGCGGAGCGCUCGGUGGCUCAGCGGGAGGACGUGAGCCGCGACGUAAUGUCGGACGAGUACCGGGACAUGUCGGACGCGACCUUCCGCAACCUGCGCGACUGGAUCAUCUUCCGGGACUACAUGAACGGGCUCGAGUACGUGGUCGAGGUGUUCGAGCACCUCAUCAGCAUCAUCAAGUCCUGAGAGUGCCGAGCCGACGCCCAGCCGCAGACGAGUAGCACGAUGUCGCGCCUCCGCGGUAACCACCGCGCCGGCGAGCCCAAGGGGAUCGAUCAGCCCCCUUGGGCCUCGUGAGGGGUGGCCGACGCGAGAGCGUAGAUGCUACGCGGACGAUUGUGAUGAUCCAACGCAUGAGAAGAAGGAGGCGUCUCGAACUGCAGUCGAUUUUUCUUUGCCCCUCGACCGUCGUCGAGUGUCUCAUUCACGUUGGGGUGACUUUGAGCCUGAGCCUAUUGUGAUUUUUAUACAUAUAUGUAUAUAUAUAUAUACACACGCACGCGCGUGCGUCAACAAUCGUCGUUUCGGUCCCUUUGGAAAAUCACGAAUUAUAAUUAUUAUAAUUGUCCAUUAGCUGUAAAUUGUAACAACAUCCUUUUAGCGCGUACGAUACACACACUUUUUGUAAGAUGUGAAAAAAAAAAAAAAAAAACAAACUACGAGGUCACAGGGUAAGUUCCAGGGACGUUUUUUUGAUGCAUACAUACAUAUAUAUACAUAAUUAUAUAUUUAUUUAUCUAUGUAUACAUUUAGAGAAAGAGAGAG